GAGAAACUGAAAGUCCUUUCCCAAAAUGCAUCUCAAAAUCCGCUCUGCCACGGAAUCUGACCUGCACCAGAUCCACUCGAUCUUUACCCACUACGUACAAAAUACUGUCGUAACAUUCCGUGUCAAUAAGCCACCAUUCUCAUACAUAGCGAGAAGGUUUCAUGAAGCACAGGAACGUGGUUUACCCUAUCUUGUUGCUGUGGAGAAGUCUAACCAAGAUAACCCCAGUCAUGAAGGGAAUACGACAGAAAAAGUCUGUGGAUACACUCUGGCUUCGGCCUUCAGAGGUUACAUGCUCGCAUACGCACCCACAGUUGAAAUGUCUCUCCUUGUCCACCCUGAUUACCAGUCACAAGGGAUAGGAAGUGCCCUCCUCUCGUCGUUGGUGGAAGCUCUGAGUGAGGCAAAACAUUUGUCCUAUGAAGUCGGCGAUGCAGACUCUGAAGCGCGUCUUCACGAAGCUGUGAAUGUGAAGAAUAUACUGGCUGUUAUGGCCGUCAAUCCGGAAGGGAAAAAUGGGGGCGAAGGCUUAAGAGAUUGGUAUGUCCAAAGGGGAUUUAUAGAAAGAGGGAGGAUGCGGGAGGUUGGAUUCAAACACGGUAAAUGGUGA
Messenger RNA from Histoplasma capsulatum G186AR, 610 nucleotides. RefSeq lists its product as uncharacterized. The record is from RefSeq and is a predicted model, not a curated record. Lineage: Eukaryota; Fungi; Ascomycota; Eurotiomycetes; Onygenales; Ajellomycetaceae. The coding region runs from base 26 to 610 and encodes 194 amino acids. Gene Ontology annotation, molecular function: acyltransferase activity, transferring groups other than amino-acyl groups. The transcript has a single exon.